AUAUGAUUGGCCAAUAUGAAACAACCGCGGUCCAGCGGCCUAGACCUUGUACCACCCGACGUCACACGCUCAUAGCUCCCUAAGCUCCGUCUCAUCGUUCGCGCGUCAACCACAUCAACAUACCAACAACAACAACCAUGAAGGACCAUCUUUCCGAACGAUGUCGGGAGCUCUCCCAUCCCGAUGUCUUCCAGUUCUCCGUCUCAGUCUUCAUCGUCGUAGGCAUCCUCGUUUCGUACCUGCCGCAACACUACAAGAUCAUAUCACGACGAUCCUCACGAGGAUUGAGCCCUCUUUUCGUUCUAUUAGGCACCAUAUCCGGCACAGCCAGCAUAGCGAACAUCCUCACUCUCCCUGAAAGCACGCGGGACAUGCGAUGUUGCAAGGAGAUUGGCUCGUAUCCAUGCGCAGCAGCGCUUCUCGGAAUCGCCCAGAUCGGCGUGCAGUGGACAUGCUUCUUCUUCAUAAUGCUUCUCUUCCUCAUCUUCUUCCCGCGAAGCUCCCUCUCCUCCGAAGACCCCUCGGACAUCGACGAAGACACCAACCUCCCAACCUGGAAAGAAGCCAUCCUCGUGCUCGCGGCCUCCCUCACAUUCUUCGUGAUCGCGCUGUUCGGCUCCAUCGUCUUCGCCAACGCGGCGCCGCAGUACAUCCGCGGGUGGGCCAACUUCCUCGGCCUACUGGGCACCGUGCUCGCGGCGAUACAGUACAUCCCGCAGAUCAUCACGACGUGGCGGCUGCAGGCGGUGGGGAGCCUGAGCGUGCCGAUGAUGUGCAUUCAGACACCCGGGAGCUUCGUGUUUGCGGCAUCGUUGGCGGUAAGGUUGGGGCCGGGAGGGUGGAGUGCUUGGGGGUUGUUUAUUUUGACGGGGUGUUUGCAGGGGUGCUUGUUGGCGAUGAGUCUGGGGUUCUUGUGGAGGGAUAGGAAGGCUGUGAGGGGGGAGAGUGCGGAGGGGAGUAAUGGGGGUGCGGUUGCGGGGGAUAGUGAGAGGACUCCGCUUUUGGGGAAUGGGAGGUCAGAAACGGAGUAA
Aaosphaeria arxii CBS 175.79 is the source of this 1031-nucleotide messenger RNA. Its product is annotated as PQ loop repeat protein-like protein. NCBI's taxonomy places the organism in Eukaryota, Fungi, Ascomycota, Dothideomycetes, Pleosporales. The record is from RefSeq and is a predicted model, not a curated record. The transcript is spliced from 3 exons. Bases 138 to 1031 code for a protein of 297 amino acids.